Messenger RNA from Cheilinus undulatus (humphead wrasse), 5225 nucleotides. RefSeq names its product aryl hydrocarbon receptor nuclear translocator-like protein 2. NCBI's taxonomy places the organism in Eukaryota, Metazoa, Chordata, Actinopteri, Labriformes, Labridae. Gene Ontology annotation, molecular function: protein dimerization activity; DNA-binding transcription factor activity, RNA polymerase II-specific; RNA polymerase II cis-regulatory region sequence-specific DNA binding. Gene Ontology annotation, biological process: regulation of transcription by RNA polymerase II. The record is from RefSeq and is a predicted model, not a curated record. Gene Ontology annotation, cellular component: cytoplasm; transcription regulator complex; nucleus. The transcript is spliced from 18 exons. The coding region runs from base 1 to 2022 and encodes 673 amino acids.
AUGAAGUCAAUUAUACAACACCCGGCUCUCCUCCGCUCAGCUCCAUCCUCUCAUCUCCUUUCUGUUACUACUACAGCUGCCGGCUCCACAUGCGCGGCAGCGCUCCGUAGCCUUCACCGGGCACGCCGGCAGCAGUCUGUAGGUAUGUCGGCCGGUGGCUUUGAUGGGCAGGCGGACAGGACAGCAGUAUCCGGAAUGAAAGAUUCAAGACUCUUUGCAGUUGAUCCUGCCUCAGAGGAGGAAGGCCCGAGCCAAGCCGGAUCCUCACUGCCAGCUGUCGAGCUGCCAAGGAAACGAAAGGGAGAUGUGGAGGAGAGAUCAGACACUCAUGAACGGGAGAGCCUGGGCUUCCAAAUGGGUGAUGAUCUCAGCAGGUCAGAAGGAGAGGACACCCAGGUUAAAAUGAAAUGCUUCAGGGAGCCUCAUAGCCAGAUAGAGAAGCGGCGGAGGGAUAAAAUGAACAACCUCAUCGACGAGCUUUCCGCCAUGAUUCCUGCCUGUCAGCCCAUGGCUCGAAAACUUGACAAACUCACUGUGCUGCGAAAGGCUGUGCAACACCUCAAAGCUCUCAAAGCUGGGACAAGCAGCGCCUUAACAGACACCACCUGUAAGCCUUCCAUCCUGCCUCAUGAUGACCUCAAGCACCUUCUGCUAAAGGCUGCAGAUGGUUUCCUCUUAGUUGUAAGUUGUGACCGGGCAAAAAUCCUGUUCAUCUCAGAGUCUGUCUCCAAGAUCCUCAACUGUAAACGGUUGGAGCUGACUGGGCAGAGCUUAUUCGAUUUCAUCCAUCCCAAAGACAUCAACAAGGUGAAGGAGCAGCUGGCAUCAUCGGAGUCGCACCCUCGCCAACGCCUCAUUGAUGCUACAACUGGGGUUCAGCUCCAGGCAGAAGCUCCAGCCAGACCAUCCAAUCUGACCAGUGGAGCCCGGAGAUCCUUCUUCUGCCGGAUGAAGCACAGUCGGGCUUCAGGGAAGCAUGAAGACAAACAUUCGCUGCCUAGUACUUCCAAAAAGAAAGACAGUAGCAGAUACUGUACCCUCCAUUGUACCGGAUACAUGCGGAGUUGGCCGAGCAGCCAGCAGGAAUCAGAGGGAGACGCAGAGAAGGAAACCUCAACCCUGACCUGCCUGGUGACGGUGUGCCGACUCCUCCCUCACUCCUCUCAUCAGCCCCCCAAAGACAUCAACGUCAAGCCCACCGAGUUCAUAACCCGCUGUGCCAUCGAUGGCAAGUUCAUUUUUGUAGACCAACGAGCAACAACGGUCAUUGGUUAUUUACCACAGGAAAUUCUCGGCACAUCAUGUUAUGAGUACUUUCACCAGGACGACCUGCACCAUCUCGCAGAGAAACACAGGCAAGCACUCAGGAGCAAAGAGAAGCUCGAGACACAGUGCUACAGGUUCAAAACAAAAUACGGCUCCUAUGUGUCUCUCCAAAGUCAGUGGUUUGGUUUCACAAACCCAUGGACCAAAGAAGUUGAGUUUAUAGUGUGUUUAAACCGAGUUGUCCCGGGGCCUGCUCAUGAAAAAGAAGAGGAGGCUGGCAGCUCAAAAGUACUUCAGGAGGACACUAAACAAAUUCCCAUAAUUCCUGGCCUUUCUACUAGUGUGGGGACGAUGAUAUACGCAGGCAGUAUAGGGACCCAAAUCGCUAAUGAACUCAUCGACUCUUACAGGGUGAACUCUUCUCCAUCAAGCGGAGCUUCCAGUCCGUUUGGCACAGCACAGGAAAAAGGCCCACUGGUUUCACCUCAAACUAGCAGGAGUGCAUCCAGCAGAGAGGAGACAGCAGGCAGUUCGUCACAGUCCCACUCUGACUCAGGGGCAGGAGCUGGCACCAGCAGUGGAACUUCUGGAAGUACAGGUGAGCCGUCCCAGCUGGACUUGGACAGCAUGGUGGUUCCAGGCCUGAGCAGCUUCAGCAGCGAUGAGGCAGCCAUGGCAGUCAUCAUGAGCUUGCUGGAGACGGAUGUAAACAUGGGUCAAACAGAGAACUUUGAGGAUUUACACUGGCCUUUCUAGAGGGAGCACAGACUUUAACCCCUCUUAAACACUCUUGUGCCGUUGCCAAGAAAUUGGACUCAGUCGUUGGUUCCGGCUGAUCUGGCCUUGCACAAUUGAACCCACUGAACAUGUACCAAAGGUCGCAACAUGUCGCACUUGAGGGAGCCUAACAGAAGACUUAUAUAAUAGGAAUUCUAAGACUGUGAUUGCACCGUUGGCUUGUAGGAAAGUUCAGUUUAAGUGUCCCCGGAGCCUGUGGGGAUUCAGUGUCUUCCUCAGAGACUGCUUAAAUGGAGACUUUCCUCAGCAGGACGGUUUAUUUUUUUACUCUGCUUCCCCCCACUGAGAGGCCGAAGUCUGGGGGAGAAUAAGACUCCUGCCAUGUGCAGUGCUGCUAAAGAAACUCCUGGAACCGUCGACAUUUGCGAAACCUUUCGGUACCUGUUGAUGACUUACAUGUUUUUCAUUACAUGGUCUGAUUGUUCCAUUUUCUACGCUGUUUUUUUAAUGAUCCCCUCCAGAAUUAUUUAAGUUGUGUAAAAAUUCUCAUGUUUGUCUGAUACUGUGUCCAUCAAACAUUUCGAUCUAACUCCAGCGCACUGUCUAACUUGCAAAAACACAUUUAGGGCAACGGUUUGGUAUUAGACCCAUGUCAGGCAAUCAGCCUAUAAAAUGGAUGGGACAUCUUAAGUAGGAAGUCAGCCAUGGAUCAUCAUCAAGGCCUCAAAUUUUAAAGUGAAAAAUUAAAUUUCUGCUUCCUGACUAAAAGUUCACUUACCAAUAAGUUACCUAAAGCUUAAGAAGGAAUUCUUAGAAAAUUGUCAUGUCAUGAUUUUCAGUUCAGGAGAUAUAAAAGAUCCAAAAGGCUAAGAUAAUAAUCAAAAACAGAGCAACAGAAAUAUUACAGUAGAUCAAAAGUCAAAAGUAGUGAGCUAAUAAUUCCUCUUUUUCUUUGUCAACAAUUAGUCCUAAUAAACCCCCCAAAAUACAAAAAAUGCACUGCUAUGACUGGCCAUCAGUGGAUAAAACUGAAUAACAGGUUAAUUUUGUUGUAUUACUUAUGGACUAUUUUUCAGUUUGUUUAGUCAAGAAGACGUGUUUUUGUGUGGGUAGUUUGGCAGCAGAAAAUGAGUUGCCUUAAGCCAAAUGCAUUGUUCUGUGUUGAAUCUACAUUGUAGAAUUUAUCAGAGGUUUAUGCAUGUAGCCUGGCUUGCACUUCCUUAAAAAAGUCACUAUGCAUCAGAAUGAUGCAGACUGCAAGCCCUGUGAUUGGUCCAUCGGGCAACGGCCAGUCUUUGAGUUACAUUUAUAUUCUGUGUACUCUGAUUUGAGAUAAAUUACUGCAGAUGAUGAACAAAGUCAUCAAAUCACUGGUUUCUUGUAGGUAGGUAGGUAGGCAGAUAGAUAGAUAGAUAGAUAGAUAGAUAGAUGUUCUUAAAAGUCCCUGUAAAGUUACAAAAACAAUUAUUUUAGGUUUGUUGUAUAACAGGCCAAGUUUAGAAAAUUAAGCUUCAAAACUGUGAAAAAUUAGGCAAUAAAGUCUGCUCUACGAUGGUGUGUGCGUGUCUGUUGAAUGAGCUGAAGCCACGCCCACUCAAUAGAAAUACGAUCCUCUCAAAUUAAAAAAAAUGCUUCUGAUCAAAGCACAGCUGUCUGGCUCUGUGCCAGAGCAGAGAGACAGAAGUUCAAAUUUACUGUUUUCUGGUACAAAUCUCUCUGUUUUAAUAUUUUUAAUGACCCGUAGGCCACCGUGGCUGAUUUGGGAAAUUCACCUCACAAUGAACAAAAACACAGCAUGGCUGUUAACUUUCAAUGAAGGCAGUGACAGUGUGUUAAGACACAGAGUUUGUAUUUCAAUUAACAGGGACUUUAAAUUCUUUUUCUAGCAUAAGUCACAGUGUUGUUGGUUGCUACAGUGUAGAUUUGUUGCAGAAGUGUAAGCCAGGCUUUACAGUGACAAGGUGACUCUGAUAUGGGGUGACAUUUCCUGAACUGUACUCACCGACAUGUCAGUUAGUCAACUAAACAGACAAAGUUACAACAGAUUUUUGUAUACCUAGAAGAGAAAACCAGCGUUUAGGAAAUUGUAAAAAGACAUACUAAUCUCUUGAUCCAUCCAGUUCUGCACUUUGCAGUCAUGUUUAUUAAGUCCCGAUGACCUCCUAGGCAGCAGCAAGGACAUAAAAGGCAGCUAUACAAGACAUGGCCUAUCAGAAAAGCUACAUACUGGCUGGAUUAGUAUUAGCUCUUUGUUAAUUUAACUCUUUUGUCAUUGUUUAAUGUAUGUUAGAAAAAUAUACAUCUAUUUAAGUACUUACAUGAAAUGAACACUGCAGAAAUGAAUAUCCCUGAUGAUUUUUAAGUGUCUCUAAUGAUUUGCAUUCCAGUCCUAUGACAUCCAACAUCCCUUAUACCAGGAAUCUGGCCUGCUUCUCUCCACUUGUUCCCACUGUUUCUCAGUCACCACUGCUGUGAUGUAAUCCUAACCAAUUCAGAUCCAGCAUUUCCAGGAUGAUGAUCCCUCUUAAAAUGUCUUGCCUGUUUAAACAAACUGUUGCCUAUUGAUGGUAUAGUCCUGGAACGUUGCAGAUAAAUGUGCGUUUGUAGGUCAGACAGUCUGCUGGAGCUCACUUGAAGUACUUGAUGGGCACAUGUCUCUCCGAUGUACCUGUCCAAUGAAAUACAUGUGCAAAGUAUUUUUCUAUUCUGAUGUUGUGUCCAGUAAGUUCUGAAGAAGGCAAAGGAAAGAAUGUCUCAUUAUUGAGACUGAAGAUCAUGCAAAUAUACAAAACGUAUCUGCCCCCAUCCCGACAGGUCCAGUUACACUCCUUUUGAAAGACUUUGGCUAGCACAGUAACACAAACACCAUGUGUUAUAUCAAUUAGUCCAAAUGAUUCAAAAUUUGUCUUUGUGUUUGAAACGUGUAGGACUCCUAUAUUACCCAACAUUAAGUCAUCCUAAAACCAGAAGUCAAAAGCCAAUUGCAGCUUAAAUGAUCGCAGCCAUAUGUUUUCAACUCUUACCUGUGAUUCUGAUUUAUCAGCUUGCUUUUAAAAGGUAUUAGCAAAGAGCAGUAACUCUAUCAGAGAAAACUUAAGGAAACAUGUUUCAUGGAAACAGCUUUUCUCUAGGGCUGUUUCUAAAAGGAUAAAUACUUGAAUGUUGUUUACAGUUUUUGGUCCCAGUUAGCAUUGAAACUGGUCUUACAUUCAGCUUUCUAC